AUGUCUUCAACCUCUUCCAUCAACUCUGACGAUAGCUAUGACGAGAACUAUAUCCUCCCUCAAACUACCUACGUUCCUCCGCCCCGUCAACCUGCUACCUAUGAGCCAAGGCCUCCAUCCUUGGAGAAACGUAGGUCUGAGAGGCGUGACUCGAUUGUGGAUGUGUAUUCCAAGGUAUAUGGCAUUGCAAAGGUCGUCCUGGAGGUCAUGUCAGCCUUUGGUGCAGCUAUCGACACUAGCCCAACUGGAAUUAAAUUCUAUAUCGACCGAGUGGAAAAUCAAGUGACUGAGAAUUCCUGCUCGAAGCUUCUUGUGGCGGUAGAAGAUCUCUUCUACGCAACAUAUGCAACACUUAACAUUGAAAUUAGAAACCUCGAACAUUGCGAGAGUUUCCACUUUGAUAUCCGGCGCUUGGCUCCAAAUAACAGGUUUAACGCUAAAGAAUGUCUCCCAGAACCGGAUCACUUGAAAUUGAUAUUUCAAGCUUGCAAGGAAUACAUGGCAACUGAUAUUGUGCGCGGGUUUCUUAACAAAGAGAUUAUUCGUCAAAAGCAAGCCGAAUAUGUCAACCAAACUGUCCGACUCAGCAUGGAAGCCGGCCAUGUCCCCAAAAACGAAAAGGAGUUCCGCCAGUACAUUCAGAGACUUGUAACUGACCCACAGUCAGCCUACUGUCGCGAAUGGACCGGACUCAAUCCGAUUUACGAUGCAGCUCCAGGGAUGGUCCUUGGGACCCUGUCGGAGAAAUAUCUCAGUAUCCUCCAGAAAGAAGAACAAGCGAAACAUAUGAAAAAGCGGUCGGAGAAACGAGAGAGCACUGAUUCCGAGCACGAAGAACGGAGAUUCAUUGCGGCAAACCGUGAGGCAGCCUACGCCAUGCUUCAUGGGAGAACAGUUGGAGAGCACCGCAGACAGGAAGGAUAUAUGUCGCUGAGUGCAUAUGUGAAAGAAAAUCUCUGCAUUUGCUUUAAAUAUUGCGAAUGCGCCCGCAAGUGCACGCUCAAAGGUGGCAGAAAGUGCCCCUGCAGUUCUCGGCUCAGCGUCAUCUGCGAUUCUCACGAGGUCGACGAGCAAGAGUGCUUCGUCGAGAAGUGUGCAGAUAUUGCGGCGGACGUGUUCGACCGUCUAUCUGCGGUUAAACGAGGAGCAAACGUCUUCCAGAUGGCAAUGGAGCUGGAUAUGCGCCUGGAUCGGUUCCAUCAGGUCAUCAUUGAGUACCGGCAGCAGAGUGAGAGGGCACCAAAGGAUCCUCAUCAGCGUCUUUCAGAAUUCUAA
Messenger RNA from Ophidiomyces ophidiicola, 1275 nucleotides. RefSeq lists its product as uncharacterized. The record is from RefSeq and is a predicted model, not a curated record. Bases 1 to 1275 code for a protein of 424 amino acids. NCBI's taxonomy places the organism in Eukaryota, Fungi, Ascomycota, Eurotiomycetes, Onygenales, Onygenaceae. The transcript has 2 exons.